This is a messenger RNA of Orycteropus afer afer, 978 nucleotides long. RefSeq names its product purine rich element binding protein B (gene PURB). The transcript has a single exon. The record is from RefSeq and is a predicted model, not a curated record. NCBI's taxonomy places the organism in Eukaryota, Metazoa, Chordata, Mammalia, Tubulidentata, Orycteropodidae. Gene Ontology annotation, biological process: regulation of transcription by RNA polymerase II. Gene Ontology annotation, molecular function: DNA-binding transcription factor activity, RNA polymerase II-specific; RNA polymerase II transcription regulatory region sequence-specific DNA binding; purine-rich negative regulatory element binding. Bases 1 to 978 code for a protein of 325 amino acids. Gene Ontology annotation, cellular component: nucleus.
AUGGCGGACGGUGACAGCGGCAGCGAGAGAGGCGGCAGUGGUGGGGGCAGCGGGCCCGGCGGCUGUGGUUUUCAGCCCGCGUCCCGCGGCGGCGGCGGCGGCGGCGAGCAGGAAACACAUGAGCUGGCCUCCAAGCGCCUUGACAUACAGAACAAGCGCUUUUAUCUAGACGUGAAGCAGAAUGCCAAAGGCCGCUUCCUCAAGAUUGCCGAGGUGGGCGCUGGAGGCUCGAAAAGCCGUCUCACUUUAUCCAUGGCUGUUGCUGCCGAGUUCCGCGACUACCUGGGGGACUUCAUCGAACACUACGCGCAGCUAGGGCCUAGCAGCCCCGAGCAGAUCGCGGCAGCGGCCAGCGCCGAGGAUGGCGGCGGGCCCCGGCGGGCGCUCAAGAGCGAAUUCCUGGUGCGGGAGAAUCGCAAGUACUAUCUGGACCUCAAGGAGAACCAGCGUGGCCGCUUCCUGCGUAUCCGUCAGACCAUCAACCGCCUCGGGGGCAGCGGCGGGUUCGGCGGGGGUCCCGGGCCAGGCGGCCUACAAAGCGGUCAGACCAUCGCCCUCCCCGCUCAGGGCCUUAUCGAGUUCCGCGAUGCGCUGGCCAAGCUCAUUGACGACUACGGAGGCGAGGAGGAGGAGCUGGCCGGGGGCCCUGGAGGCGGCGGUGGCGGGGGACCGGGAGGGGGCCUAUACGGGGAGCUCCCGGAAGGCACCUCCAUUACUGUGGACUCCAAGCGCUUCUUCUUCGACGUGGGCUGCAACAAGUACGGGGUGUUUCUGCGAGUAAGUGAGGUAAAGCCGUCCUACCGCAAUGCCAUCACUGUCCCCUUCAAGGCCUGGGGCAAGUUUGGCGGCGCCUUUUGCCGGUAUGCGGAUGAGAUGAAGGAAAUCCAGGAGCGACAGAGGGAUAAGCUUUAUGAAAGACGUGGUGGGGGUGGCGGCGGUGGAGAUGAGUCUGAGGGCGAGGAGGUGGAUGAGGACUGA